Messenger RNA from Hemiscyllium ocellatum (epaulette shark), 1951 nucleotides. RefSeq names its product G8 domain-containing protein DDB_G0286311-like. The transcript is spliced from 8 exons. Lineage: Eukaryota; Metazoa; Chordata; Chondrichthyes; Orectolobiformes; Hemiscylliidae. The coding region runs from base 595 to 1464 and encodes 289 amino acids. The record is from RefSeq and is a predicted model, not a curated record.
GGUCGGUAUGGACGGGUUGGACCGAAGGGUCUGUUUCCCUGUUGUAUGAUUCUGUGGUUCUGUGACUCUACAAAAAUUCACCACAUAAGGUCGUAAGGAACAAGGGUGUGGUCUGUGUUAUUAUAAACUUCAGGAAAGAAACUUUUUUUGCAUAUUCCUGAAACUAGCAAAUCAACACAGGGAAUCAACAUCAAUUACCCCGCACGGAAUAACCUGUUAAACAACAAAGACGUGCUGUUGAGCAGAGACUGAAAGCACUUAGCCCGCUCUUCGACUGGAGGGAGUUGAGAUCACAUUCUCCAAACUGCUUGGACACCUGCUUGAGAAAGUGGAUGCUUUCUCACUCCAGAAGACAAGGGUUGCCCUGCUGGAGAAUUGAAGGAGUUCAUCGCAGGAAAACUGUGUGUUCCAAUUGCCAGAAAGUGAGCAGUUUGUGAACACAGACAGCAGCUCCCCAUCAUCCCAGACACACCGGCUCUGCAGGGGAAAACAUGAAGGGGUUCUUCAGCAUUGUCCUGCUCUGUGCUGGGAUCACAGCAGGACGAUCUCUUCAAUGUUUCAUGUGUUCAGCCUCCUCGGGUUCCUGCUCACUGAAUGAGACCACUUGCCGGAUUGGCGUCACCAACUGCCAGACUGGGUCAUACCACAUCAUCAUCGACAGUGGGACUGAGACUCACACACAUUCAACAACACUGUGAGGGUCCUGUCGAAGAUGUUUCGUUGAACACUGGAAGGGUGCAUAUCUCCCGGAGCAGCCGUCUCUGUGACUCAGACCGAUGUAAUAACCAGACAGUAGCAGAGCCUGUCAACACCACCCUGAACGGACUGCAAUGUUUCGGAUGCUACAGUCCAUCCAUGGCCUCCUGCCUGGCCAAUCUACAGAAGGUGGAGUGUGUGGGUCUGGAGAAUCGCUGUGUGAAUGGAACAAGCGAACAGAUAUUGUUGUCAGAUAUUGGUGAUGAUGUUGUAUUUAAAGGAUGUGCUUCAGCGAAUCAGUGCGGAGCGUGGAUGGAAUUGCGAAUGUUUGGUUUGUUUCUAAGCGACCUGUCCUGCUGUGAAGGCUCUUUGUGUAAUGGAGACACAGGGAUCACCACCACAGUGGAUCCAGGUUUGAUCCCAGCAGCAACCAGCACAUCAACCCCAGCAGCAACAAGGACAUCGACCCCAGCAGGAACCAGCACAUCGACCCCAGCAGGAACCAGCACAUCGACCCCAGCAGGAACCAGCACAUCGAUCCCAGCAGGAACCAGCACAUCGACCCCAGCGAACGCUCCAUUGAGUGGAGAAGUGUCCAUUAUCAUCGCCCUGGUGGUGGUCCUCAUCGCCUUGCUCCCAGUGCUGAUACUGAGACACAGAGUCAGCAGGCAUCGCUAUGAUAGAUUGCAAUCCCAUCAUCCGCUGUUGCCGUGGGGACAUGUGUUUCCUCCUUCUCCCCGUGAGCAGUGGACCCAAACCCAGCUGUGAUGUCAGCACAGGACGUGUGGAAGUGUGCAUGAUGGGAAAUGAUGCUAACUUGACGUCAACACUUAACCAACUGAGUGUGAAAGGGACAGGCCUCUGUGGACCCUGCAAAUACCUGACAAGCUGGUGGUCAGUCGGCCGGCUCAGGGGGAGCCAAAGGGGAUAGAAUAAGGAAUCAUGGACCCAGAUGUUCUCCACUGCCCUUGGAAUCUCUUGGAAGGUUCUGAUCCACAGGGUUUGGGCAAGAGAAGGGAACGGGACAACUCCAGAGCCCCCCUCCCGGUGAAGAGCCCCAGAGUUUGGAAUUAGCAGGAGAGGACGAGGUGCAGUCCAGUUCAGGCCACAGCGAUGGGGUUAGAGUUCACACGAUGAUGGUCACAGAGUAACAGCAACCCAGAGUUGGCCGCUGGAUGGGAAGCUGUUCCGAAUUACCGAGAUACGUGCACGUUGUCAAUGAUUUAAAUGCAAAUACAGAUUAAGAUUUCCGGGA